Molecule: messenger RNA, 527 nt
Organism: Sesamum indicum (sesame)
Lineage: Eukaryota; Viridiplantae; Streptophyta; Magnoliopsida; Lamiales; Pedaliaceae
Source: RefSeq, a predicted model, not a curated record
CAUCAACGGCCGUCGAGCCAACUGCAACUUGGCCGCGCUUGGGGCCCGCCGCCCUAGGUCGUCCUCCACCACCAACACCACCGGCGGCGCGGCCAACAACCCCCCUCCUCAACAAGGAGUGAAUGUCGGACCAAGGGCUGCAGCAUCGACACCACCUCCGAACCACAUGCAAUGGUACUAUCCGACAGGGGCACCGGCCGCAGCUGCGGCCGCGACAGUUUCCCCUUUCCACCAUCACCAACACCCCCAAGCCGUUCCUUUCUACGGCUACUCACCGACGUACAUUGCAACAACGGACAUGAAUUACAACCACAAACUAGGUUUCAAUGGUGGGUCCUACAUGAAUGGGCAUUUUUACCCAGGGCAGGCUAUGGUGGGGGCGAACACACUGAUGCCAAUGUACCCACUCUACCAUUUCCACCAAUCACAUACAAUGGGCCUUCCGGCCCAAUUGUACUCAGCUGGCCCAAUACCCACUGGCCCAGCCCUCAUGUCCAAGCCCACAUCCAUUGCCCCUCCUAAUGCAG